UCCCCAUUCCAUCGUUGACCACAAGCAAAGAGAGCUCGUUGUAGGAGCAAAGGAGCAGCCAUGGCCGAAGUCAUCGUCCAGAGGGCAUGCGCGAAGCUCAGAUCCGCCAUAGGAUAUGAAGCCGUGGCGCGUUCGAACUUCACCGGUGACCUGCGUGAGAUGUUGGCGGCGCUCGAGGCCAUCCAGCCGGUGGUGGACAAAGUGGCGACGCAGCUGGUCAGGGAUAAACUGCUGUCGUCGUGUUGGCUGCAUAGUGCGUUGAACGCCGCCUACAGGACCAUAGACACUGUGGACGAGCUGCAGGACGCGAGAUCACAGGCUGCUACGACGAUGACAAGAGGGAUGUUGCCCCGCCUUGCCAUCAUGAAGAAUGCCAUGGCCAUCCAGGUACAGGGGACGAAAAAACUUGUGAUGUUGGCACAGCAGCAGUUCCGUGGGUUCUCAGAAUUUCUGGUAGAAUGCACCAUAAUGUUCCAGGAAAUUACUGAGAAACGAAAAACUGGACCAGUUUUGGAGGAAACAAUGGUUCUGGGAAGAGAAUCAGAUAAAGAGAGGAUAAUAGCCGCCCUGCUAUCUACCCAGCUCAACAUCAUGCAAGAGCACAACACCAUUAUUCCCAUCUUUGGGCUUGCAGGCAGCGGCAAGACAACCUUGGCACAAAUGGUGUUUAACGAUAAGCACUCCCUCCAAGGCUACGACUUCCGGGUAUGGGUUUAUGUGUCUCCCCAGUUCGACUUCCAUACAAUAGGCAACUCCAUUAUAUGUCAUGUGUCAGAAAUGGGGCAGGAAGAGAUCAAUCAUUCUUCUUCACACGUGGAGGGGAUGGAGAGUAUAAUGAAGCGCCUUCACGAGCUACUUAAUGGUAAGAAGGUGCUCCUUGUGUUGGAUGACUUGUGGGAGGAGGAUCCCAUUCAGUUACAGUUAUUGAAGUCCAUGUUAACUUUCUUGGGAGACAAGAUGGACGUAAUAAUAACCACAUAUAUACAACCAUGCCAUCGCCAGGAAGAUCUGUACAGUUGAGCCAUACAGGCUAAAUCGGUUGGGUGAUGACACGUGUUUGGAAAUAAUCAAGAAAACAUUGUACUCCCUCCGUUCGGAAUUACUUGUCUUGGAAGUGGAUGUAUCUAGAACUAAAAUACGUCUAGAUAUAUCCAUUUCUGCGACAAGUAAUUCCGAACAGAGGGAGUAUCUCGAAGGAGAAGAAGAGUUGGAGAAGAUUGGUCGGGAGAUCGCAAUCAAGUGUUGGGGUGUACCAUCAGUAGCUCGAAGAUAUGCACACAAGUUAUUAUCUUCUUCCGCAGAUGCUAUGGCAAUGGAAAGAGUCAUGGAAAGGGGUAUCUGGUCUUA
This is a messenger RNA of Triticum aestivum (bread wheat), 1347 nucleotides long. Its product is annotated as putative disease resistance protein RGA4. Gene Ontology annotation, molecular function: ADP binding. The transcript is spliced from 2 exons. Bases 61 to 1020 code for a protein of 319 amino acids. The record is from RefSeq and is a predicted model, not a curated record. NCBI's taxonomy places the organism in Eukaryota, Viridiplantae, Streptophyta, Magnoliopsida, Poales, Poaceae.